AUAGCAAUUUAAAUUUUACUAUCUCAUGUAAGUACAUAUUUGGUGACAUUCUUUCCCGCAGUCUCCUUAAGGAUCACAUCUCUCGAUUUAUUCUCAGCUGAAACACUACGUUAUGGGUGAAAUAAGUCUCUAACACUCGUACUUACAGUGGAAUAUAUUUCAUUGUCACAUAGAUUGAUUAUUGUUUCGGGUUCCAUAAGCCUCUCUGUCUUGGAACAGCUAUUAAGCGGCUUGAGAUAUCAGAAGAUAUCAAAGUGAAUGGUUGAUUUCCCCCUAGCCAUUCCCAAUAUUCCCGAUAUUAUAGACCGUAUCUUUCAACGAAGAAUGGAAGUUCCAGCCGGCAAAUAUUCCGGCCCAGGGAUCAUUAUGGGACACCCAACUAUAUCAGUUACAACUUUUGGCCCUUCCCUAAUACCCACCCGCUCUGGAGCCUUUCCAUCGGCCUUUGUCACCAGUAUAUCUACUACUUCGAUGGACAAGAGUUCUGGAACCUUAGGCUCACGAGAUCUUGGGCCUGGAAUAGUGAUCGGGUCCUGCACAUGGCCGACUGAAGAUACUACCGUCACGGAUUCGAACAAUCAUAUAACAGUCUAUUCCCGGAUUGUCUGUAGGGAUAAUGAAGAACACACCUGUUGCCCAGUUGAGGGGAAGCCAGGCGCCCCUCUCUCAGCCUGCCCACAGGGCUAUGUGGUCGCAGAGGAGAACGCAUGUUGCCCAACUGGUUGGUCCGUUUUUAGUACUCUUCUCGGAACACAAACCCCCUGCUAUAGCCAAUUUUCAACAGUUGUACCCCCCGUCGCAACUGCAAGCGUAGACACCGAUACCACAACCAUCCGCACAGCUCUAUUCGCUAAGAAAUAUGAUCUUGUUCCCUCGCAAACCGCGCGGCCUUCGGCAUCGCCUACUUCGUCAGCGCCUUUGGAGUCGCCUUCGAAGCCUUCAGAACAAGCGCUCUCAAAUCCACGGCGGCUGAACGAGAGAGAAAUUGUCGGGGUAGUCAUUGGCUCCGCAUGUGGCGCCCUGCUUAUUUUAGGGGUUACACUCCUUCUUCUACGCAGAUGGAAACGCCGCCAGAAUUCGAUCCCCAAAAUCACUGUGGAUGACCUAAUUCGCCAACCGACAAAAGGCACCCAUGAACUCGCCCCAACUGACAAUCAAUACCCAACCAAGCAAGCUCAGGGUGACUCGUGGACGACUAGAGCAACUCAGAGUAUCCAUACUGGUCCCGCGAAUAGCAAUCCCCAUAUAUCGAUGGCAUAUUCGACAGAAAUGGCUCCCACCAUUCGGGCUGUCGAACCACAAGAGCUCCCUGGCAAUACGUUUAUUAAUGAAUACCACCCGGCUUAUCGAAAUGAUCCGUGUCCAUGGAGAACUUAAUCUUUGUUCCUUUGUUCCUCAUGAAACUUAUUUCUUUUCUUUCUACGGGUUUUAUUUUUUGUUAUAACAUAACCCCGAUACUAUAUAAAGUUAAUACGCAAGUCACAAAGCCAUACUGACAAUAGCUUCUGCAUGUCUAAAACGAGGAGACUCCCAAAUCAUUUUACUCAUGCUAUUUUAUUAUUCAUAGUUAAAUUUACACCCCUCUAAAUAAUUUUUACCGAUUUCGGUCUACGGCAGCCAGUGAACACACGAAAGCUGCGCCCAAAACUUCGCACGGAAUCUCUGAGAAAAACGAUUCACGUUACUUGAAACAAUCGUAAGAAUUCCACGUUUUCGCUUCAAUAUAAUAUUUUGUGCCCGCAGUAACUCGCUUUGAAGAAACCACUGGUAGGGCUGGGCAAACCAGUUCGAAAAGAAUUUGCAGAAAUAGUGC
This is a messenger RNA of Blastomyces dermatitidis ER-3, 1813 nucleotides long. RefSeq lists its product as uncharacterized. NCBI's taxonomy places the organism in Eukaryota, Fungi, Ascomycota, Eurotiomycetes, Onygenales, Ajellomycetaceae. The record is from RefSeq and is a predicted model, not a curated record. The coding region runs from base 259 to 1377 and encodes 372 amino acids. The transcript has 3 exons.